Molecule: messenger RNA, 3153 nt
Organism: Lactuca virosa
Lineage: Eukaryota; Viridiplantae; Streptophyta; Magnoliopsida; Asterales; Asteraceae
Source: the annotation of a GenBank genome assembly
AGGCCGAACAAGUCAAAUGUUAAAUAGUAUGGUUUCUUGUUCUUCAAGCUCGUCAAUGGCGGUCGUUCACACUGCCCAAUUUUCACAUUAGCUUGAAAAUUAACCAGGGCAAAGCCACAACCAUCACGGAAUCCCCAUUUCUUCAUCAUCGAUUUCCUCAAGUCCCCAUGUUGAAGGCAUUAAGGUCUUCUUCGUUACAACAAGCUCGAUUUACUACAGGGGCGUCGUAUUUGCAGUCUAGUUCACGCCAUGGAACCAAAUUGACUUCGUCUUUUAAUGGCGUGCUGCGCUCUGUUCUAGCGGAUAAAAACCCUAAAUUGUUUCAACGAAUUUUUUUUUGUUCGGAUUCGAGUGAUGGAUCUGGGUCCGUGCCCGAAUCCGCCCUUGAAGAAACUGAGUCGAAAUCAGCAGCGGCGAUUGUUCCCACAUCAAUCAAAAAACCAGAUGACUUUCUCACGGUGUUAGCAUUGCCAUUGCCACACAGACCCUUGUUUCCAGGAUUUUAUAUGCCAAUAUAUGUGAAGGAUCCUAAACUACUAGCAGCAUUGGUAGAGAGUAGGAAACGACAAGCUCCUUAUGCUGGUGCAUUUCUUGUAAAAGAUGAUCCAGUAUCAGAGGCCACAGGUUCAGAUACAGAGAAGAACAUAUAUGCACUAAAAGGCAAAGACUUACUUAAUCGCCUCCAUGAAGUUGGUACACUUGCUCAGAUCACAAGCAUCCAAGGAGAGCAGGUUGUUCUUAUUGGUCACAGGCGGCUUAGGAUAACAGAGAUGGUCAGUGAAGAUCCCCUUACUGUCCAAGUGGAUCAUAUCAAGGAUUUACCAUACAGCAAGGAUGAUGAUGUCAUAAAGGCAACUUCAUUUGAAGUGAUAGCAACCCUUAGAGAUGUUCUCAAGACAAGUUCUCUUUGGAGGGAUCAUGCUCAAACUUACACUCAGCAUAUGGGUGAUUUUAAUUAUCCAAGAUUAGCUGACUUUGGUGCUGCAAUAUCUGGUUCAAACAAAGUACAAUGCCAGCAAGUGCUUGAAGAGCUGGAUGUUUACAAACGGUUGAGACUUAGUCUUGAGUUAUUAAAGAAAGAAAUGGAGAUACAUAGGAUUCAAGAAUCCAUAGCAAAAGCUAUUGAAGAGAAAAUAAGCACCGAACAACGCCGUUACUUGUUAAAUGAGCAAUAUAAGGCUAUAAAAAAGGAAUUAGGGCUCGAGACAGAUGAUAAAACAGCACUCACUGAUAAGUUUAGAGACAGAAUCGAGCCAAACAAGGAUAAAAUCCCACCUCAUGUUCUGCAAGUUAUUGAAGAAGAAAUGAAAAAACUGCAACUUUUGGAAGCCAGUUCAAGUGAAUUCAAUGUUACACGUAAUUAUCUUGAUUGGUUGACUGCCUUACCAUGGGGUAACUACAGUGAUGAGAACUUCAAUGUUGUACAAGCUCAACAAAUUCUUGAUGAGGAUCAUUAUGGUUUGACUGAUGUUAAAGAGAGGAUACUGGAGUUUAUUGCAGUGGGAAAACUAAGAGGAACAUCACAAGGAAAAAUCAUCUGCCUUUCUGGUCCUCCUGGAGUGGGUAAAACCAGCAUAGGUCGUUCGAUUGCACGUGCUUUGAACAGAAAAUUUUAUCGGUUUUCUGUUGGUGGAUUGUCUGAUGUGGCUGAAAUCAAGGGACAUAGGAGGACUUAUAUCGGUGCAAUGCCUGGGAAAAUGGUGCAGUGUCUGAAGAGUGUGGGAACAGCAAACCCUCUUGUUCUCAUUGAUGAGAUUGACAAGUUGGGCAGGGGACAUGCAGGUGAUCCUGCAAGUGCUAUGCUGGAGCUGCUUGAUCCAGAGCAGAAUGCAAAUUUCUUAGAUCAUUACCUUGAUGUUCCAAUUGACUUGUCAAAGGUUUUGUUUGUAUGUACAGCAAAUGUAGUGGAAACUAUACCCAAUCCACUCUUGGAUAGAAUGGAGAUAAUCCCCAUUGCUGGUUACAUUACUGAUGAAAAAAUGCAUAUUGCCCGUGAUUAUUUGGAAAAGACCACCCGUGAUGCAUGUGGCAUCAAGCCUCAACAGGUUGAAGUGACAGAGGCAGCUCUUCUUUCCUUGAUAGAAAAUUACUGCAGAGAAGCAGGGGUUCGGAAUCUACAGAAACAAAUUGAGAAGAUUUAUCGCAAGAUUGCUUUGCAACUAGUCCGACAAGGAGCACAAAAUGAGCCAGAAUCUGUUGGUGAAUCGAGUGAAACUUCAUCUGACAAGCAAAUCGAGGGUGCAACUGAAUCAAACAAGAGCAAUGAUGAACCAAUAUCUGAUACUACUACAGAAGAAGCUGAAGUUGUCAACAUCAACGAUUCAGCUACUCUUGCUGACGAGGCUUCUGCUUUAAAGGAUACGGAAGCAACAAUUACAAUAGAUAAAGUUUGGGUGAAUGAAGAUAACCUUGCAGACUAUGUGGGAAAACCGGUUUUCCAUGCUGAACGCAUGUAUGACCAGACCCCAUUGGGAGUUGUCAUGGGCCUUGCGUGGACUGCAAUGGGUGGGUCCACCCUUUACAUAGAAACCACCACGAUCGAACAAGGUGAUGGAAAAGCUGCCCUGAAUCUAACCGGGCAGCUUGGUGAUGUGAUGAAGGAAAGUGCCCAGAUUGCCCACACUGUUGCCCGAGCAAUAUUGGCGGGAAAAGACAAGGAGAAUAAUUUUUUUGCAAAUUCAAAGCUUCAUUUACAUGUCCCUGCUGGUGCUACACCUAAAGAUGGGCCUAGUGCUGGCUGCACCAUGAUCACUUCCAUGCUGUCUCUUGCAAUGAACAAGAAUGUUAAAAGGGACCUUGCCAUGACUGGGGAAGUUACUCUUACAGGAAGAGUCCUUCCAAUUGGUGGGGUGAAGGAGAAGACGAUAGCUGCAAGACGUAGUGGUGUGAAAACUAUAAUAUUUCCUUUGGCUAAUAAACGGGACUUUGAUGAGCUGGCACCCAAUGUGAAGGAAGGUCUUGAUGUCCAUUUUGUGGAUGAUUACAAUCAGAUAUACGAUUUGGCUUUUGAUCACACCCAACAAAAAUAAGCAACCCGUCAUUUUGGUAAUGAUUUAUUUAUCUUUCCAAUACCCGCAUACAGAGACCUGACCCGACUUUUUUUUUUUUAUUUUUUUUUUUGCAUAUACUUGUUGUUCUAUUGUAUUUGGUGCA